Molecule: messenger RNA, 339 nt
Organism: Penicillium crustosum
Lineage: Eukaryota; Fungi; Ascomycota; Eurotiomycetes; Eurotiales; Aspergillaceae
Exons: 2
Coding region: 1-339 (112 amino acids)
Source: RefSeq, a predicted model, not a curated record
AUGUCUCUUUUUCUUUGCUGCACAGGAUUGAGCCCAAUGGUGCAAAACAAGGUACAAGGUACAUUGGGCAGAGUAUGGGGACACAGUGUUGUGCGUGUAUCAGAUACCUAUUUCUUGGCGGUAUGUAAUUGUGGUUUCACCAAUACACAACGCUCAUCACUUUUUAAACGGCAAAUCACGCGAUUACUAGUAAACCCAUACCUGGUAUUUACCACAAGGAAACUUCCCAAGCGAAAUCGAAACUCGAUCUCUCUCUUUCUCGACCUUGUUAGUCUGGCGCUCGCAUAUCUGCAUUACCUCUCUUACAGCUCUCCGCUUCUUCGAUUGACUAGCUCCUAG